Yamadazyma tenuis ATCC 10573 is the source of this 701-nucleotide messenger RNA. Lineage: Eukaryota; Fungi; Ascomycota; Pichiomycetes; Serinales; Debaryomycetaceae. The record is from RefSeq and is a predicted model, not a curated record.
UAUUUUGGUACGUGCCAACCCACCUUACACAAUGAAAAUAUUCAUCAGUUCUUUGAACGUUCCUAUAGGGUACACGACGCCGGAUUUCCCACUGAUCUACUGGCCGUUGGGGGAGCAUCGCCCGGAGUUCUCUCAACUGAUGCUUUACUACGGCAGAGACGUAUGGCGGUUCACCAUUCAAUGGUACAUUAUUUUGUUUUGUGGAGUCUACUCAGUCACCGGAUUGUAUAUGUUUGUCAACUACUGUGUGGCCAACUACCACUCGAAGACACCGAGUAAGUACUUUGUGUUUCGGGGGGUUUUGAUCUUUGUAUCCUAUGCUUUUACUUCCACCAUGAUGGCAGUUAUUAGUGGAUCGGUGGUGGGGCUUUUGACGUCUGCCAUAUACAAGGCUGGGUCGAUGACGAUGAGUACGUGGAUUCCGUUCACGUGGGCAGUUUUGGGGGUGAUGUACGAUAUCUGUACGUCGUACCUGACCAGCCUGGUCACUCUAUAAUAGAACCAUGGAACGAACCACUCAGUCCACAGCUUUGAACCAUGACGAAUAACCAGUAACAUCUACAAUUUCUGACCCUAUUAACGCCUAUAAUGUAAGAUACCUAAUGAACCAAUUUGCAUAAUCAAUGAAGAACAAACGUCCUCUAUGAUCAAUACAUAACCAAACUAUUCGCGACUCAUUUUGGAAUCUACCACUAUGUUCA